Tilletiopsis washingtonensis is the source of this 2505-nucleotide messenger RNA. RefSeq lists its product as hypothetical. Lineage: Eukaryota; Fungi; Basidiomycota; Exobasidiomycetes; Entylomatales. Gene Ontology annotation, molecular function: DNA binding; histone binding. The transcript is spliced from 2 exons. Bases 182 to 2338 code for a protein of 718 amino acids. Gene Ontology annotation, cellular component: nucleus. The record is from RefSeq and is a predicted model, not a curated record.
GCACCCGCUCCACCGGCACCAUCACCUCGCUCUGCGCCUCUCCACCCACACUCAUGCGCACACGCGCGCCGCAUCUAGCCGUCUAGAACCUCCCGCCUCGUCUCUCGCCGUGGUGCUGGCCGCGCUACUCUACGCCUGUGCCCCUGGCGGCGAGCGGCGCAGCCUGCGGUAGUGAGCGCCGAUGGAGCCGUCUUACGGCGCCAGUGGCUCGCGUCGCAGCCGCGGCGACGCCAGUCCAAGCCCGAGCUUCCGUGCCGCAGCCACGGCAGCCGGCAGCAGCAGCGGCGGUGGCGGCGGCGGCGGCGGCGGCGGCGGCGGCAGCAGCAGCAGCGGCUCGUCAUUGCUGCCGCCGCAGCGCCGCCGCUUCUUUCCGACGCCGUUCCGGAUCGAUGGUGCCACGCCAGCACCCGGCGCAUCACCAUACGAGCCGACCCCUCAGCCAGAGCCGAGACGGCGGCUGCUCUUCACGUCGGAGCUCGGCCCGCCGCCUGCGGUGAACCCAGACGGCACGCCGAAUGUGGAGCACCUGCGCUAUGCCUCCACGCUGCGCCUCAAGGCGCGCUGGGACGACAUCUUUGAGCGCUUCCGCGAUGCGCACCUCAUCGACCAGGACGAGAUCGACCUCGGCCGCCCGGGACCUGAGGACAAGGGUCCGCGCCUGGUGCGCGACCGAGGUCUGCUGCGCGCCCUGCCCCAGAAGCGCCUCGACUUUGGCUGCUUCAUCAAGGAGGAGGACCUCGUCUUCGAGGGCGAGACGCUGGGCGACCCCUCGGCCCUCGCGAUGGGCGCUGAGGAAGCUGAGGCGGCACGUUCGGAUGAGGAGGAGAGCGAUGAUGAGGAAGGCGGUGGUCGGGCCGUCGACAAGCAGCUGCUGUCUCAGUACCCCGAGUUCCAGCGCGGUCCCUCGGCGCCGUGGCAGAGCGUGCCGCUGUACGAGCCAGCGCAGCUCGGCAACAACGACGACGACCUGCGCGACUUUCUCGACGCCGAGGCGCGGCGCCGCACCCUCCGCGGCGACGACUCGGCAGAUGAGGGAGACGUUGUCGACUUCGACGAUCCGCAGUGGCAGCGCGAUGGCGCCCCGCCGCGACGUCCGCGCGCGGGGUCGCAAGAUGGCGACGCAGCAGAGGGCGCCCUCGGCUACUCUUCGUCCGAGGAGAUGUGCGAGGUCAUCAUGACGCCGGCCGAGCUCGACGAGUUCUACCGCGAGGAACUGAUCGCGCGGCGAGAGAACGUCGAGGAUGACUUCUUCCUCACGCGCAUCAACACCAUCCUGCCGUACGACGACGUGCCCGGCCUGGCCGAGCUGCUCGACCUGCCGCCACCGCGCCGCAAGCGCGGCCGGCCGCGCAAGCACGCGCUGCUGCCCGACGACUUCAGCUCAGCGGCCAAGCGCGGCAAGAAGUCGGUGUGCGGCGGGCCCGUCAUGAUCCGCGUGGACUCGCUCACCGGCCUGCCCACGCCGCCGCGCUCUGGCCCGGAGGAGUCUUGCGGCGACACGAGCACGUCGCCCGCGCACCCUGCUGUCGCCGCCGACACGAGUGGUAGCGUGAGUGUCAGCGGACAGGAACAGCCCGCGCCUGUCCUGCAGCCGAAGGCGCGGCCGCGCAAGUCCGUCGCCAAGCCGAGAGUGGCGGGCCCGGACGACACGCUCGACGAGGGGGCCGUGGCAGAUCUGGACUUGCAGCGCGAGCUCCUGGGCGCCUCGCCGCGUAAAGCUCCCAAAGCAAAGCGUGUUCGCAAGCCCGGCAGUUCGUCGAAGCGCAAGGCAACGGGCGCAGCACAAGAGGGCGCAGGCGGCGAAGGCGACGCCGCCGCCUCUACAUCGCUCGACGGCGCCGAGCCGGCAGCGCUGCGGCCGAAGAAGCGCUCACGUCCGCGGCGCUCUGAUGCAGAGUUCGACCCCAAUGCGCCGCCCAAGCGCCGUCCGGGCCGGCCGAAGGGCAGCAAGGACAAGAAGCCGCGACGCCUGGCACCACCGCGCCCUAAAAAGCGCGCUGAAGGCGAGACGGCACCGCCAGCAGGCGAAGAGGCUCCAGCAACAGGCGAUGCGGCUCCAUCAGCAGGCGAUGCGGCACCAGCCGCAGACGAGACAGCUCCACCAGCGGGCGAGGACGCGGCUCCCCCAGCACGCAAGAAGAAGGGCGCCGUCAAGGCCGCGAAGCUCUCCUCUCGCAAGUCUGCCACUCCUGCUGUUGAUGCUGCCUCGAGUGCGCCCGCAGCGCCCACUACGACGCCACGCAACGCUAGCCCAUGCGGCGGCGAAGGAGGAUGCAAUAAGACCUUCUGCCUCAAGUGCGGCAACACCUUUUCGUCGCCCCUCGCCGCCAUGCCAUGAGGCGCGCCCGCCUCGCGUCUCUCUUCACGACCCACUCACGACCACCUCUGCCACUCUGUAUAGCACCUCUCUCGCCCACUCGAUACUCUUGGCCCAUGCGGCCGCAGGCUCUGCCGCCUUCACGUCAUCUCCAGAUACACCAAUGCAUGAUUAGCUGUGACUUGGAG